GUGCUGGUGGAGCGGGUGGCCGCCGGCGCCCUGGUGGUCACCUGGAGCGGCGGCGAGCGCCGCUUCACCGGGAUCCUGCUAGACUGCACGCACAGGUCCGGCCUCUUGGGCCUGCCCCCGCCAGCUCUGCUGCCCAAGGCUCAGGAACCCCCUGCCAGCAGCUGCCAUGGCCAGACCCCCGAGCAGGUGGACAGAGAGGCAACACAGCCGGAGAUGGACUCCCCACCUCCCUGUAGUGGGGACAGGCCCCCCGAGCCAGCAGUGCCACUGCCGCCCGCCGGAAGCCUGCCCCCUUACCCGCCCUACUUUGAAGGCGCCCCCUUCCCACACCCCCUCUGGCUGCGACACACAUACGGCCAGUGGGUGCCGCAGCCCCCGCCCAGGCCCGUCAAGCGGACACGGAGGCGCCUCUCCCGGAACCGUGCCCCCGGCCGGCUCAUCCUGAGCACCAUCCGCCUGCGGCCCCGCCGCGUCCUGUGUGAGAAGUGUCAGAGCACGUUGAGCCCCGAGCAAGCCGGCUCUGCGCGGCCAGCCCCUGCCUCGGCGCCACGCAGGAGGCUGGCCAGCGGCCCUGACCGUGAGCCACGGCGACACGAGGGCCUGGAGCCCGCCAGCCCUGCCUCAGUCCCCGUGAGGAGGAGCAGGAGGGAGGAGGAGAGGGCACCGGGGGAGCCAGUCCCGAGGAGCCCGGUCAUCACCAUCUCCUACAGCACACCCCAGGGCACUGGCGAGGUGGUGAAGAUCCCCUCCCGCGUGCACGGCUCCCUGGAGCCCUUCUGCCCCCAGCAGGUGCCACUCGGGAACAGUCAAGGCUCAGAGGCACCAGGUACUGAGCCCAGGGCUAGCGGGGGCAGGCUGCCCGCUGCUCCCACAGCCUCCAUCCCCAAGCUGAAGCUGACACGGCCGGCGCCCCCAGGCCUGGACGCACCCCCUCCCAAGAUCCGCCUGAAGCCACACCGCCCGGGAGCCCGGGAGCAGGAGCCUGUGUACAGGGCUGAGCUGGUGGAGGCGCUGAACGGCCACCCAGCCAGCCCCCCUGCUCUCUUUGCCAACGGCUCUGCCUGCGACGGGCUGGUGGAUGUGUCUUCCGGAAGUUCUGGUGAAGAGGAUAACUACAAACGAUGUCCCCGCGGCAAACCUGGGCGGGGCGACCUGGCCUUUCUUGUCAACUACCCAACAAGGAAGCCCGACUCCGUGAGUGAGUCCGUGUGCAGCAGCGACAGCCUCGAGGAGUCCAAGUCGUCCAGCUCAGAGGUCACGUCCGCAGACCCGUGUGACCUGUCACCUGGUGACGGCGCACCGGUGCCUUCGUCCUCCAAGGAUGUGCGCCCCACCGUGCCCCCGCUCACGGUGAGGCUGCACACGCAGAGCGUGUCUAAGUGUGUGACUGAGGACGGCAGGACCGUGGCCGUGGGGGACGUCGUGUGGGGUAAGGUGCACGGCUUCCCCUGGUGGCCGGCCCGUGUGCUCGGCAUCAGCCUUAGCCAGAAGGACCAUGAGGAGCCUUCUUGGCAAGAAGCGAAGGUCUCGUGGUUUGGGUCUCCGACUACGUCCUUCUUGUCUCUCUCAAAACUGGCCCCUUUCUCUGAAUAUUUCAAACUGAGAUUUAACCGUAAGAAGAAGGGGAUGUAUCGGAAAGCUAUAACCGAGGCUGCAAACGCCGCACGACACGUCGCCCCAGAGAUCAGGGAGCUCUUAACUCAGUUUGAGACAUGA
Messenger RNA from Orycteropus afer afer, 1716 nucleotides. RefSeq names its product PWWP domain containing 2B (gene PWWP2B). The transcript is spliced from 2 exons. The annotation marks the transcript as partial. Gene Ontology annotation, cellular component: nucleus; nucleoplasm. The record is from RefSeq and is a predicted model, not a curated record. Lineage: Eukaryota; Metazoa; Chordata; Mammalia; Tubulidentata; Orycteropodidae.